Messenger RNA from Fomitopsis serialis, 2082 nucleotides. RefSeq lists its product as uncharacterized. The transcript has 6 exons. Bases 1 to 1812 code for a protein of 603 amino acids. NCBI's taxonomy places the organism in Eukaryota, Fungi, Basidiomycota, Agaricomycetes, Polyporales, Fomitopsidaceae. The record is from RefSeq and is a predicted model, not a curated record.
AUGUCCUACACCACCGUGCCCUUCCCCGGGGCGUCGUCGCCUCUCAUGCAGCCGGGCACGCCGUUCCAGGUGCCCGGCAGCCCACAGCCCGCGGCGACGAUCCAGCCUGGCUCCAUCACGUACACGACGACGGUGGGUGCGAACGGCCAGGUCGUCUACCACCCCUUCAACUAUCAAACACCGCAAGGCGUCGUCAGUGGCAUCCAAUGGGUACCGGCGGAAGCUACGCAGGUAGUGCCUACCGGGGCAGUCCCCGCUAAUGCGGAGUUCAUGGCGUCCUUCAAUCGCGGACAGAUCCAGCCUGACGGCGGUGCCAUGAGGGAUUGGCAACGCGAGGAAGAGAGGAGGCGCAAGAAGGAAGACCGGCGCGAACGCGAGCGGGGGCGCGAAGACCGCGACCUCCGGCGUGCGCGCGAAAAGGACGGCCGCGUCGAGCGUGAGCGCAGCCGCAGCCGCCGUCCCAGCCUCAACGGGGGCUACGGCGGUGCCUACCCCGCCCCCGCAUACGGCGCCACCGCCGAUCUGGAGCGCCGCUUCCAGGACCUCGAGCUCGACCGUGCGCGCGAGCGCGAGCGCGAGUACGAAGGGGACCGCAGGAACGGCGUCGGCACGCGCUCCCGCCGCGGCUCGUUCUAUGGCGGGGACCGCCCGCCCUCGGGAUACCAAGCGGCCCCGGGCGGUCCUGCGUACCCUUCGCCGCCUGGCGCGUAUCCUUCUCCUGCGCCCGCCGGGUACGGCGGCAGCCCAGCCGCCACGUACGGGCAACCUGGAUACGCUGCGCAGUACGGCAGGUCGUCGACCUACCCUCCUCCUUCGCCUCGCCCUGGCGAGGCUAUACCCAUCGCGCGCCCCGUGUCUCCUUACCAGGCAGGCCCGCUGCCUCGCCCCGUGUCCCCGUACCUGCCAGGAGCCAUCCCUCGCCCCGUGUCCCCAUAUCAGAACCCGAUGGCGCGCCCCGUGUCCCCGUACCAGAACCCGAUGCCGAUGGCGCGCCCCGUGUCGCCCUACCAGCCUGGCAUGCAGCGCACCGCCUCCCCGCGGCCCGGCAUGGACGUCUACCCUCGAGGCCACGUCAUGGAAGGCCAGCCCAUGCGCCGGGGAGGCUCCCGCGCCCCUAGCCCCGCCCCUGGUUACGGCGCCGCCCCGCCUACCUCGAGCUACCCCGGCAUGAACACGUCCGCGUACAGCACCCCUGGCUACGGCGCGCAGCCGGGAGGGUACGGUUCGCAGCCUGGAGGGUACGGCGGGCCCGCGUCCCCCAGGAUGCCGCUGAUGCCUGGCGAGCAGGCGCAGCAGAUGCUCUCCGCGCCGGAGGGCUUCUCGCGUCCCCCCAACCUGGCGCAGCCGUAUACCCACUUCGAGAUGAUGAAGAUCCAGGAGAUGGAUGAUUUCUGGAGGGGCACCCUGACCGCAGACCUCAUCGACCUCUGGAACGCCUCGUUCUUCGGGCGUCGCGGCGUCGAAGUCGUGCUCUACAAGGGCCGUGAGCGGCGCUCCGGGCGCGGCGUCGGCACCGUCGACCUCCACCUUCCCGGCUUCGAUACCUACGACCCCGACUCUGACGAACUCGACUCAUCUGACGACGACGACGACGAUUCGUCCGAAGACGAUCGUGACGACAGGUACAGGUAUGGGAACGCGUAUGGAGGCGUUUACGGCCGUCAGACGCUCAGGCGCGAGCGGAAGGCCGAGAAGAAAAUGAGGAAGAGGGAGAAGAAGAGACGUGCCAAGCUGCGGGAGCUCGAGAGGAAGUACUCCCUGUAUCUCACCUGCACUUCCCCACGAGAGGGUGGUCUGGGUCCGCAAAUGUAGGUUUCCAUGGAGGGAAGGUGUCAUGUUGUAUCCGUCAUAGUGAAGCGAUUGGUUUGCCAUGUGUAUCGUGCAGCUGCUAUGUAUGUAUUCAGGUCUCAAGCUGUCUCACUGCUCUCGCUCUCCGCCUGAGGCUACCAGAAUGAUGACAUGUAUAUAUCGAACGCUACACAAUAACAAUGUCAUGUAUGUUACACGGAAGUCCCAUAUACUGCGUGCAUCCUCCGCCGUCAAUAGGUUAAUAAUAGACAUGCGCCAGCGAUGAAGCUGAGC